Messenger RNA from Pestalotiopsis fici W106-1, 1182 nucleotides. RefSeq lists its product as uncharacterized. The coding region runs from base 1 to 1182 and encodes 393 amino acids. The transcript has 3 exons. NCBI's taxonomy places the organism in Eukaryota, Fungi, Ascomycota, Sordariomycetes, Amphisphaeriales, Sporocadaceae. The record is from RefSeq and is a predicted model, not a curated record.
AUGUCACGCAGCAGGAUCGCACACAUUGCAGCCCUUUCUGCGGCUGUGGGUGCCGUGUACGGCGCUGAGAUUUACGUCUCGCCGACGGGCACUGGUACUGGUUCGCAGACUUCCCCGUAUGGAUCCAUCCAAUCUGCCGUGAAUGCAGCAGUUGCUGGCGACACCAUCUACCUCCGAGCGGGAACCUACUCGCCAACUACCAAUAUCCAGAUCACCAAGAGCGGCACCGCCGCCUCGCCGAUUACUCUCAGAUCUUAUCAGUCAGAGAAAGUGAUUAUUGAUGGAGAGGCACUUCCUGGUACUCCCUAUGGUCUUGACGAAUCUCUGCCAAACAACGAGAGAGGUAUACUUCACAUUGAAGGUGCCGAUUAUUGGAAGUUUUACAAUCUUGAACUCAUCAAUGGCCCGUAUGGUAUCUACGCCCGCGACGCAUCUCACAACUACUACGAGUUGCUCUCCACGCACGACAACUACGAGUCGGGCUUUCAACUCCAGGGCGCUUCAGAGUACAACACGGUCAUCUACCUAGACUCGUACCGCAACCGGGACCCGCGCAAGAACGGCGAGAGCGCCGACGGCUUUGCCUGCAAGGAAGGCUCGGGCGAGGGCAACGUCCUGCGCAAUGCGCGGCUCUGGGACAAUGUCGACGACGGGCUGGACCUGUACAUGUUCGGCUCGGCCGUGACCAUUGACGAGGUCUACUCGUGGGGCAACGGCGUCAACCGCUGGGGCUUUACCGAGUUCGAGGGCGACGGCAACGGCUUCAAGCUCGGCAUCACGGGCAACCCCGUCGCCAACCACACCAUCACCAACAGCAUCGCCUUUUCCAAUGCCAAAAAGGGCUUCAUUGAUAAUGGCAACCCGGGCUCUCUCACCUUUAACAGGAACACGGCCUGGAACAAUGGGGACACGGGCUUCCUGAUGCGCAGCUCGGCUUCGAAGCUGACUAGCAAUGUGGCCGCGGUCAACAGCGCCAGUCCCCAGGUGAGCCUCACCAGCAAUUCCACCUCGUCGGGCAACUCGUGGGAUUCAUCGACGACGUGGUCCAACAGCUCCUUUGUUAGCGUUGACCCGGCCACCUUGAAGGGUGCACGAGCAGCGGAUGGUUCGGUGCAGGCCUCGGAUUUUCUGAUUCCUGCGUCUGGGGCUGCCAUCGGAGCUUCGACAAAGGUGGCGGUUUGA